GUGAUGCCAUGGCAAUGAUAACCGUCUAACAUUUGCUCUGCGCCUUUUUUUAUUUAAAUCAAAAUGAAAGUAAAAUUUGCGUUGUUUUUUAUAUGGAAUAUUCUGUUUUCUGUGUGUUCACUGGAUCAUAUUCCGAGGCUGACCCUCCAUCAGGGUGGUGGGAACAAACUGUUAUACAGCCAGAUUCAGAAACACACAGUAUUCUUUCAUCCAGAAGGGUCUGAUGAACUGUAUGUUGGUGGAACUGACUUGGUGUACAGAUUUAAUGUAGAUAAUGGCCUUUUGGUAGAGAACUUUUCGCUGUCAGCGACAGGGGCGCAAAACUGUGAAAAGAAUCCCUGUGAAAAUGUCAUUACUGUCAUUCAGCAAUUCCAGGACAGCCUAUUCGUAUGUGGGACAAAUGGAAACAAGCCACAGUGUUGGAAGCUGUAUCCCCAGGUGGCUAAUCGAUCAAGUGAGAUUAUUGAGAGUUACGAAGGCACAGGGAUCUCUCCGCACAUUUACACACAGAACUCCAUAUCUCUCACCAUAGAGGGGGAUCUUUACGCCGCUGUGCCCCUGAAUAGCGACGGCACCUCGCUGCAGUUCCGUAGGAAGGCUGGCCUGAGAUCCAACGUCUGGAUGUACGACGGAUGGGUGACGGAACCCACCUUCAUCUCUGCUAGUUGGGUCAAGCGUGACAAGGAUCCAGAGCAGGAGAAGAUCUACAUGUUCUUCAGGGAGAAGAACUCAGACAGCUCCCCAGAAGCGGAUCCCUGGAUAUCAAGAGUGGCUCAAGUGUGCAAGGUGGACGAGGGCGGGUCCAAGAGAUUCUUACAGAACAUGUGGACAUCGUUCCUAAAGGCACGGCUUGUGUGCGGGAUCCCCAAGGAGUCUCUGUACUUCAACCGUCUGCAGGACAUCUUUGUCCAGCAUGCUGAUGACUGGAGAGACAGCCGGGUGUACGCCCUCUUCACCAGCAGCUGGAACUCCACUGCUGUUUGCAUAUACUCAAUGGCAGAUAUUGAUAGCGUCUUUGAGAAUUCCGCCUUCAAAGGUUUCAGUGAAGAAAUUCCAAAGCCAAGGCCUGGAACAUGUGUCCCAAACAGCAAGGCCAUGCCCAUGGCCACCAUCAGGGUCAUAAAGGAUCACCCUGAAAUGAGUGACUGGAUCCACCCCAUCCAUCGCCAGGCCCCCUUCUACAUCAGCAGUAACAACUACACCAAGAUCACCGUGGACAGAGUGAGGGCUGCUAAUGAAAGCACUCACAACGUGCUGUUCCUUGCCACCGACCACGGGAUGAUCCACAAAAUCUUAGAGGACGACUUUAAACCCUUCAUCAUCUCAGAGACGCACCUCACUAAUCAUAGUGCCCCUGUUCAGUCCAUGAAACUGGACUCCACAAAGAGGAAGCUUUUUGUUGGCUUUCCGGAGCAGAUUGCUCAGUUGGAUCUACAGAGAUGCCAAGAUUACAACAGGUCUUGUGAAGAUUGCAUUUUGGCACGUGACCCAUACUGUGCUUGGAGCCAGUUUGGAUGCACUCCUGUCAGCCAGGGUGGAAUUCAGAAUCUUGCCGGAGGCAAAACAGACAUUUGUCACAAAAAUAAUGAAGUUACAGGAGAAAAAAGAAAAAAGCGGCAGACCCCUUCAUCAUCAGCGGACCCUCCUGAAGUCGCCUACUCCGUCCCUCUGGGGGUCCCUUUUUACCUGUCCUGUCCCAUACACUCCCAUCACGCCUCCUACCGAUGGGAGAACAAUGACCGCAUCAGCCAGUGCCGGCAGACAGAGUCUGACUGCCUGCAUCUCAUCACAGCUAUGAGUGAGGACGACUACGGGAGUUACCGUUGUGUCUCCAGAGAGCAGGACUACACAAUGAUUGUGAAAGCAUAUGAGCUGAACCCAACCCAAGAAGUGGAGCACCAAAAGAAUGCCGUAACCCAGGUCGCUGCACAGAGUAUAGUCAUGACUGUGCUUGUAUCAGCACCUAUAGCAGUGUUCUGCCAUUAGAACUAACAUUUUUCCUUGCCGCUCUUGCCUGCUGUGCUUUCCGUGCAAUUUUUUUAGCCCAGUAACAAACUCAGCUGAAAGAAGAGUGGGAAGGUAAGCACUUUAGGGGGAAAGUGAAGUCUGCUGAAGUCUGAAGUCUCCUGACUUAAGUAUGGGCUGUUCACUGUAAGGGCUCAGAGACACCUUAAAACUGCUUAUCAGGAGCAGCUUGACUUUAAUCAUCAGCAACCUGAUCAGUGUCAGAGUUCAUUUAUCACCAUGAAGGCUGUGUACACUGCAUUCUUUCUUGGUCCCCCCCAGCAACAGAGUCAUUGUAUAAUAUAUAGAGAUUCUGACAUGUUGGGUAGUACACAUUACCUGUGGUAGUGUUUUCUUAACUUGAAGAAAAGGCUUGGAAAAGAAGUAGCAUUGCUGAAAGAUGUGUGUGCCUCAUAAGGUACCCAUUCAAACAGAAGGUUAUACUUAUCUGAUUCUGCAUGCAGACUUCAGAAGACAGUGCAAUUAGUGUAAUUAGUGGGGUAGCAGACGUGGUAUACAGGAAGGUACAGAUUUUUCUUACAUGUGGUAGUGAACCUGUCUGUGGUGCAGAUGUCUUCAGGCCUGAACCUGACCUCAGCUGACCCCCACCC
Messenger RNA from Megalops cyprinoides (Indo-Pacific tarpon), 2615 nucleotides. It is a transcript of the gene sema7a, whose product is annotated as semaphorin 7A. The transcript is spliced from 14 exons. The record is from RefSeq and is a predicted model, not a curated record. Gene Ontology annotation, biological process: positive regulation of ERK1 and ERK2 cascade; negative chemotaxis; positive regulation of macrophage cytokine production. Gene Ontology annotation, molecular function: semaphorin receptor binding; integrin binding; chemorepellent activity. The coding region runs from base 64 to 1986 and encodes 640 amino acids. Lineage: Eukaryota; Metazoa; Chordata; Actinopteri; Elopiformes; Megalopidae.